Prorocentrum cordatum is the source of this 660-nucleotide messenger RNA. Lineage: Eukaryota; Dinophyceae; Prorocentrales; Prorocentraceae. The record is from the annotation of a GenBank genome assembly.
AUGGAGGCUGAGCUGGCCGAGAAAGGCACCAACCUGCAGCUUUGGGCGACCGAGGCGCUAGACGCCGGGGAGAAGCUGGCCGAGGCCCGGUCGCGGUGCACUGCUCUGGAGGCCGAGCGGUCUCGCGCCGCCGAGGGAGCCGAAGCGUGGCGCCAGGCUUACGAAGAGGAGGCGGCUCGCCGGCAGGAGACGGCACGGCGACAGAGGAUGGCCGAGAGGCUCGCCCAAGGGAAGAGCCAGGCGUGCGAGUACGAGCGGGCGCGCAGAUUCCGUGCCGAGGAGGCCUUGGCGGGGAGCCGCGCGGACGUCGACGUCGACAACUUGUGGGCGUGGAUCGACGGCCUGUCGGCAUGGAUCGACCGCCUGACGACGAACCUCGAGCUGGGGGCCACGACCGCCGAGAUCCUGCGGGCCCGCGUCGACGAACUCGAGGCUGCCGCAGAGACGGGGGGCGAGGCAGGAGUAGGCACCGCGGACUUUGUCACGGAGCCACGCGCCGCUGGGGACGAUGAGACCGAACGGGCGGUCCCGCCGCCCUCGCGCGAGCCCGGCGGGGAGCCCGAGGAGAUCAGCCUCGGGGAGCAUCGCGCCCUGGGCGAAGCCGCGGCUGCCUCGGGCCUGGCGCCGGGAGCGGGCGACGAUGGCGACGACGAUGCGGGG